Molecule: messenger RNA, 7670 nt
Organism: Eublepharis macularius
Lineage: Eukaryota; Metazoa; Chordata; Lepidosauria; Squamata; Eublepharidae
Gene: ZBTB4
Product: zinc finger and BTB domain containing 4
Exons: 3
Coding region: 240-3983 (1247 amino acids)
Molecular function (GO): protein binding
Source: RefSeq, a predicted model, not a curated record
GCGGCGAGGCUGGGCUGAAGGCGGCGGCGGAGCCGGAGCGCGGAGCGAGGGCGAGGCGGCCCGGGCCGAGCAGCUGCGAGCAUGAAUGGCGGGGAGAGAAGCCUCCAUCUUGGGCUGCCACCUCCAGACGCUCGCCAGCAGAGGGUCCUGUCCAGGCAAAUUUGGAGACGGAGGCUCGAGAAACAGCAACACAGACGCCCAGUAGAUGUGGUCAACUUAUACAGGUCUGAGGCAGCGCGAUGGCUCCGGUUGUGGAGGUCACGGACAUUGGCCACGCCAGUGCCCUUCUGACCCAGCUGAAUGAACAACGUUUGCGCGGCCAGUUCUGUGACGUCACCAUCAUCGCCGAAGACACAAAGUUCAAGGCCCACAAGAACGUUCUCGCUGCCUCCAGCCCUUACUUUAAGGAGGCCCUUCUGGAGGAGUCAACGUGUCGGCAGCCGAGCCAAAUCCUGGAGCUUCCAGACAUCCAGGCUGAGGUCUUCUCCGAUAUCCUCAACUUCAUCUACAACUCCCAUCUCUCUGUGCCCAGCCCAGCUGCCGCCAAGGAGAUUGGUGUCGUUGGCCGACGUUUGGGCAUUUCCCGCUUGGAGAACUUGGAUGACCCCUUGGCUGAUGCCAAGAUGGACGACUCAGGUGUUGUUUCCUCCAGGCACUGCGGCUCACCGAUUGACCUCACCUGCCCUUCCCGCUCCAACGAGCUCUCCAGCCCUCUCUGCUUCCAGGAUUUGUCCAAAGCAACCAGCCCUGUGCAGGACAUUCACCCUGACACCGAAACAGAGACAGCUAAGAUCCUCUACAACCUCAGCUCUGUGGCCACGGUGGCUGCCCCGCCUGCACCACCACCUGACCUGGCUUUCAUGCUGAAGGGCAGUGUAGAAUGGGACCAUAAUGAGCCUUCUGGGAAGCCCUCAGCAGCCACCGCCGAUGCUGAAACAGCCCAAACACUGGCCUCCUCUUCCUCGUCCCCGUCAGGUGCUUCCUACCCAGCCAGCAGCACCUUCUGCUGCGGCAGCUGCAGCCGCUCCUUUACUACGGCAUCUGCGCUCAGCCUCCAUGUGAAGCUUCACCGGACACGGCGUUCCUUGUCUUGCCGUCACUGUGGAAAGAGUUUUAUCCACAUCAAAAGACUGCAAACGCACGAGGUUUUGUGCAAGGAAGCAGAGAAGCCAGAGGAGGGGGCCUCCGUGGUCGAGGCGCUGCCAAACCCAGAGUUACCUUCCAAGGCGGCGGCAGCAGCAGCAUCGUCAUCUUCCAAGAAGGGCAUUCUGUUUCGUCACCGGGGCUUGCCACGACUGGACUAUAUCUCUGACCAAGACCACUUUGUCAAAGUAGUGGAUGGCCACAUAAUCUAUUUCUGCACCGUCUGCGAGCGGUCGUAUAUGACACUCUCAAGCCUCAAACGCCACUCCAAUGUCCACUCCUGGCGACGGAAGUACCCGUGCCGUUACUGUGACAAGGUCUUUGCUUUGGCUGAAUACCGCACCAAGCACGAGGUCUGGCACACGGGGGAGAGGCGCUACCAAUGCAUCUUCUGCUGGGAGACCUUUGUCACCUACUAUAACUUGAAGACCCACCAGAAGGCCUUCCACGGCAUCAAUCCUGGCCUCAUCUCCUCGGAGAAGACCCCCAACGGGGGCUACAAGCCCAAACUCAACGCCCUCAAGCUCUACCGGCUGUUGCCCAUGCGCUCCCAGAAGAGGCCCUACAAGACUUACAGCCAAGGCUUGGUGCCGGAUAACCUCUUGCUCCCAGCUCAGCCCAUUCCCCUGGCAUUAGGGGAUGGGGACUCCUUGGAUGGCAAUUUGGUCUCCUCGCUGGGUACCAAUAACGUCUCUUCCGUCUUCGCCACCAACAGCAGUUCCUUAGAGUUGCCUGAAACAGAACGCUUUCAGCAGCCAGACCCUGUAGGUGCCCCAGAGAUGCCCGGGCUCCCAGCUGCCAGUGGAAAGGCUCAGCAGGCUAAGCGGCCAGCACCACCGGGCACGGAAGUGCCCACAGUCAUUGCCUACGGGCACCCAACUUCUUCCGUAAUAGUCCAUAGUACUUCGGUGCUGGCCCAGGCCCCCUCUGUGAUCGCAUACAACAGCAAGUCUUCAGACACAGCACCAGAUACCGGUCCUCUGCCGCCACCGCCACCACCAUCGUCCACUGUUGUGGCUAAGCCCAUCAAAAAGCAAGUAUUGAAAGAGUACAUCCAGUCACAGAAGGCAGCAGAGCAGGCCUUAGAAGAGAACGGGAGUGAACACGGGCACCGGGCAAGGGGGCCACGUGUCGGGCGUACCAUGACUUACAUGGCCAAGCCAGCGUAUGUGGGCACUGCCUCGGAAAGCCGAUCUGCCCCACUUUGCCAGAUCACCGUGCGCAUUGGCGAGGAAGCCAUAGUCAAGCGACGGAUCUCUGAAACAGACCUCAUGUUGGACAAAAGCAGUCGCGUUGGCGGGAAGCGUUUCGAUUUUGGCAGGGACCAGAACGGGGAGAAGCAGCAGCUGCCAGUGCUGGCCCCCCACGGCAAGCACGUCGAAAGGGUGUACCCCAAUGAGAGUGGCGAGGAGGAGAGUGACCGAGGGGACACGGAGGACCAGCUUUGGAGGCCAUACUACAGCUACAAGCCCAAACGGAAGGCAUGCGGCGGGGGCAGCAGCAGCGGUGGCAACGCUGCGCCCAAAGUGAAGAAGUCCCGGUGGCGCCGUAAGCUCCGCUCACUGCGCUGGAUGAAACGGACAGAGAAAGCCGAGGAGGAAGAGGAGGAGGUCAGUGUGGGGACCAGCGACCCAGUGUCUACAGGCCUCGGAGGCGCCUCUGAAAGUGAGGGGAUGGAGCCCCCUCCAAAAACUGGGGGUGGGCGGGGCUCCGAUUGGAAGCACGAGUGCAGCGUUUGCAGUAAGCGGUUCUCAGCCCUGAAGAAGCUGAGAAAGCACGAGAGGAUUCAUGGCCGCCUUGGCACGGAUGACCAGUCUCCGAUGCCUUUGCUGGCUACACCCCACCGCGUAGGCCGCAAACCUUUGGUGAAAUUCACCUGCACCCACUGCUCCAAGGUCUGCAAGACGGCAGCCGCGCUGAGCCGCCACAUGAAACGGCACGAGGGCGAGCAACCUGAGGAUGCCCCGUUGCCAGCCCUCACCACUGUCAUUGCCUACUCCAAGAAGACCACCGAUGUGCCCCCUGCAGCAGCCCCAUCGCCAGUUGUCAAGGAGGAGACCACGCAAGAGAUGCAGGUGUCCUCCUCUAGCGGCGAAGCUCUCCUGUCCCAGCAGGAACCGCCCGAAGAGGGACCAGUUGCCAUGGAAAUGCAGCCCGCCGAUGGCUGCCCGCUGGUGCCGGUGCCAGGAGAGGAGAGGGCACCGCCGCUGAGUGACAGCAAAUCCCCCCUUCGCGAAGAGCUGCCCAUUCCUCCACCCCCUUUGGAGGCUGCCACCAGCCUUGCUGAUAGGCCACCAACUUUGUCCCACUCCCUCCAAGACCCUGUCAUCUCACACACAGGCCUGGUCCAGAAACAGGUUCUGGCACCGCCGCUGGUCGAGGAGGAUCGGUACCCGGUCCAGGAGUACCCCUUGCCACUCCUGGUUCCUGGCAGCUGCCGGACCAGGAAGGAUCUGGAGGACCAGCCCUCCUUCCUGGCUUAUCCCAGUGCCAUCCAGUUCAACACGGUGGGCAAAGCGGCUGGCAGCAGCGAGGGCGACGGCAAAGUCAGCUUCUACCCUGAUCCGUACCCCUUGAUGUACGGCCACCAGCUCCUGGCCACUUACCCCUACAACUUCACCCUGCCGGUGGCUUUGAACAUGGUCGUCCCCGAUGAGAAGGGGCAGCCACUCCCCUUCCUGCCCAGCGUCUUCAGCUACUCGAUGAAUCCGUGCCGGAGCGAAGCCCACGAGGGAGGUGCCGGGUCAACUGGGGGCAUGGCGAUUGGGGGCAGCGCUGCUCGGGAGAGUAGAGGAGACCCGGCAGCUUCUGAGCGGCUUAAGAAAGGCAACCUGCUGUGAGGGACAGAGAAUGGCUGGUUUGGAGAAAAGGCAACAGAGAGAUAAUUGAGGGGGAAGACAGUCUGUGGUAGGAGAGGGGAUAAAAACGUUCCCCCCAUUCGUUCUGGGAAUGGGGGGGAGAGUGUGGAGCAUCGAAGGAAAGAGUUUGGGCUGUAACUAACUGCUGUUAGUCCAGCGGGGAGCAGGACGUGCUGCCCCCGUAAGCCCCCCUGCUUCACAGUGGUGGCGGGUUAAGUGGGACACAUGGUAGGGUAAACUUAAAAGUAGCAAAUAUAGGUACAGGGUAAUCCCUCUUUCCUCCCCGGCCCCCUGUGACUAUCCUCUUGCUCAGUAGACACAAUUCAGAGUAAGUUUGCACAGCCAUACCCUCCUCUCCCCUCCUGCACAUGGCAAUAUUUGCUCAGUUCCGGGCAUGGGUGGCCCACCCCUUUACUUCCUGCCAUGCGGGGAGGGCCACGUAGAGCAGGGGGAGGGGCGUGGGCUCUGGGCGGAGCUUGAUCUCAGACCCUCCCACCAGGUGGCCCCCCCCUUACAGUCUUGUCCUCCCCCCAGCCCCAUCCUGUGGUCUUUGUGCAGGGGAGGGUGGGGGUGUUGCAGAGAAGGGGACCCUCCCCAGCCCUGUUCCGCCUCUCCUCUCUGCCCCCCCCCCCGGCCAGGCCUCUUGUUUGCUCUCAGUGCUCUGCAGCUGCCAAGCGAGCCGGCACCAGAGGUUUUUUGUUUUGCAGCCUGAAUGGGAUGAAUCACAUUUUCCUUUUGGACGGAGGAAGGCGGGGCGGGGGGGGCAGGGGGGAGCGUGCAUGAGGCAAGGCGUCCCGCCGAGCAGCGGAGGGAGCUCUUCUGCGGACUCUGGGUCUUCCAGAACCUUCCCUAGCCCAUAAUGUCAGAGGUUGGCCAGCUGGGUGUGUGUUUCACCUGGCCCUCCUAAGGAAAGGGGCAGCCGCGUUCAUGGCCCCUGCUGUCCCAGUUGGCUGGGGUGGGCAAGCAGACCGGGUUCCACUGUGUACUCUGAGGUUUGAUUUUCACCUUGCUUACUGUCCCUCCUGGGGUGGGGUGGGGUGGGGGGGUCCUCGUCCCCUUUUUGCAAUGCUUCCCACAGGUCUACCCCUCCAGCCUCUCUCCCGGCAGCCCCUUCCUUUCACAGAUGCCCCCCCCCCCAUUCAGACAGCCUAAGCGCAGCAGUAGAACUAGUCUGGAAAUUUAAAAAUGUCAUUUAACAGUAAAAAAAAAAAAGUCCUCCUUAGGUUUUUCAAGAGCUCAAUCCUUAAACUGCCUGCUUGGAAAUAAGUGUGCAUCUCCUGCUCUAUUCAGCAGGGGGUGGGGUGGGGGGGGGACAUCCUUUUUUUGUUUGUUUGCAUCGGUUUGGCUUCGAUGGAGUCUUGAGUUUCAGGCAGAAAAGGGGGGGGGGGCAUUUGUAAGGCGGAUGAGUGUGCUUGCCAGUGUGGAUUGCACGCACUGGCAUUACGAGCCAGACGGAAGAAAGGGCUUUUUAGAAGAAAGAGAUCCCAGCACAAGUCUUGUCGGUUUUAACGGGCGUACGUUCCUCCCCCUUUUUGUCUGCCUUGCUAUGAGCCCAAAAACUUAGUCUUGGAUAUUUUUUAGGAUUAGGGACACAACGGAUUCCCCAGUGCUGCAUUCCAAAAGAAAAUCCUGCUUGGUCUGGGGAACUGGUUUUUUUUAAAACAAACAAGGAAAAUGUCAGUCAUUAACACGAGAAGCCAAAGGGUAGAAAAUGUGGACCGCUUUUCAUCCUCGGGCCUCCUGCAUUCUUCCCCUGCCCCAGAUGAAGAACUCGCAGCAGGUUUCAGUACAAGCAUUUUAAAGAAAAAGGACCAAAACCAGUGACUAUUAAAUGACAUAAAUAAAAUUUUUAUAAAGUGGUCAUGGUGGGGGUGGGGAACUGCGGAUUGCAGCUUGUAGAGGAAACUGUGAACUUUAAAAAGCAAGCAGAACAAUUUUCCAAAACAAUAUAGAGGGACUUCAGGCACCAGGGAUGAAAAAAGAAAAUAGAAGGGGGGGUUGGGGGGGGUCUGAGUCUGGUCAAGGCGGCAGCUCCCCUCCCCCAUCAUCUUGCUGUUGCUCCCAUGGCCCCCUCCCUCUCACACACACACACACACACGUGGCCCUCUGCCUUUUGCCUCCCGGGAAGGGCUCCUGUUGCUCUCCUCGGAAGAGGCUUUCAGCCCUGUUCCAAAGCUUGAGGGGAGAGAGGGCUGCAGCUGCAAACCGGCAUUGGUGUAACAAUGCCUGCGAUAUCCCUCAGUGUGCACGAGCAUUAUGGAGGGACCGCAGUGCAAAUGCCGCCUCUGUCUCUCACACACACAGCCCACAGACACUGCAGUGCUGAAUUCUGCUGCGCUGGUGCAAGUUGACGCCUGCUGCAUUGAACUGGUAACACCACAAAGGAAGCAUGUGUGCAUAUAUGCACCAGGGUUCAUUGCAGCAUCAGAGGAAGUGCAGAAAUCCAUCCCCUCCCACCGGUUUUGCAACAGUGCAGAUCCCUUUGCGGUGUGCAGUCAUCUCUGGGGCACCUUCAUGCCGCAUUCCAUUGUCCCUUCCCACGCAGGCUGCUGCAGGCCCACAAUCCGCUGUGGGAGAGAGCUCCUCUGCCCCUUUGCUGCGAUGCAGCAAAUGCAGACCUCUGCCCCCCCAUCUCAGUGCUUCCUGCCCCCAGCCCCCUCGAGAUUUCCCCACCACAACGUGCCCAUUUGGGGUUGGCCUUCUGCAUGGAGCUACCAAAAGGGCAGGCCCUUCGGCUGGAGCCCGGCCCCCUCCCCAUGCAUGGCCCAGGCAGACCAUUGGGGAACCAGAGCUGGGGCCCUUUCCUAGAAGUCUUGCAUGCUUGCCUUCUUGGGUGGGAGCUGUUGCAAUGAACAGGUAUAAAACUGGUUUGUCUGUAGUGCAGGGCCUGCCUCCGUGUGUUCCUCACACAACCCUUCUCUUGCUUGCAGUGACAGCCAAGUGCUGUGCUCCACUUGGUGCAACGGGUUGUGGUUGCUUGUUGCGAAGAAGGAAGUCUGGCAGGUCCCAUUUCCCACAGGGGUGGAGGUCAAGGCAACGGCCUCAGCCCUUCCCAGGCCCGUUUAGCCCGAGUGCCAAUUCCUGCAAUCUGGCAAUGUGUUUCCAGAAGGGGCCCUUUAAUGCGCUCUAGGGGUAGGAGAAAGGGAGGGGAGAAGAGGGGAAGAGCGCACCAAAGCUAUUUGGGGAAGAUGCCCCACCACCCCUCCAGUAGGGAGGGAAGGGUUGGGGCCAUCGGGGAGGGGGGGGCAGAAGGGCGGUCACUGAUCUGUACAUAGCUGUCCGUCUCUCCGAUCUUUUGCACUUUGUCACUGGGGGGGCCUCGGUGAUUGUUCAGCGUUUGCUACUGAAUGUACCUUUGUCUUUUAUUUUUAUUUUCUAGAAGCACCUCUAGCUAGUUUUAUGGCACUUUAGAGAUUUACUGAAGCCGUUUAAGGGGGAAAAAACCAGGAAAAUAAAUACCAAGGGUUAAAAAAAAAAGAACAGAAAAUGACAAAAAAAAAAUUGUUGAUGAUAAUAAUGAUGAUGAAUAAUUCCUCUGCUUCUUCCCGGUCUCUGUUCCAAGUGUGACAGUGUGAAAAGUCUGUUAGACAAAUGCCGUAUUUAUCUUUCUGCAUCUUUGUGUGUAAUUCAAAUAACUUCUCCAAAAUAAAAAGACAAUUAUAUGCUCAA